Messenger RNA from Hemibagrus wyckioides, 8493 nucleotides. It is a transcript of the gene atp10a, whose product is annotated as ATPase phospholipid transporting 10A. Gene Ontology annotation, biological process: phospholipid translocation. Bases 361 to 4719 code for a protein of 1452 amino acids. Gene Ontology annotation, molecular function: ATPase-coupled intramembrane lipid carrier activity; ATP binding; magnesium ion binding. The transcript is spliced from 21 exons. The record is from RefSeq and is a predicted model, not a curated record. Gene Ontology annotation, cellular component: plasma membrane. NCBI's taxonomy places the organism in Eukaryota, Metazoa, Chordata, Actinopteri, Siluriformes, Bagridae.
UGAAAGCAUGCGGAUGGCCCCCCAGGCUGCGUGGAGAAGGUUUGAGGCGUGUAUCCGGGUGUGAUGGAGAUCAGCAGGGCCGGGCCUAGCGCACGGGAACACAGCUCGAGCUCGGCUUUAAAGCAUCUUCAACUGCGCGAGAGGAAAAAAAUAAAAAGACUGGGGGGGGAGAUGCAACAAUAAAACUUUAAGUCGGGAGAGAAAGAGGAAAAAGUCUCGCGACCAUGGAAGCGCUGAAAAUGGGAAGAUGAAGAUGAAGGAAUCCGGGAGGAAUGUCAAAGCUGGGAGAAGGCAAGGCAUGAUUACUUAGAAGACAAAAAGAGAGAGAGAAAGAAAGAGAGAAAAAAGUUUGGAAAAGCCAUGGCGCGCGAGAAUGAAGAACCCGGAGCGGGCGUGAAGAAGCGCAAGAAGCGGAAAAGUAAAAAGGAAAGCAAGACCAGGACGGUGCACGCGAACGUUUUGUACGAUCACCACGCCAAAGCGGCGGAGAACCCGAACCGGCUGUACGCCAACAACAAGAUCAAGACCACCAAGUACACCGUGCUCUCCUUCAUCCCCAAGAACCUCUUCGAGCAGUUCCACCGCUUCGCCAACGUGUACUUCGUCUUCAUCGCGCUGCUCAACUUUGUGCCGGUCGUCAACGCGUUCCAGCCCGUGCUCGCGCUCGCGCCCGUGCUCUUCAUCUUAUCCGUUACCGCUAUCAAAGACCUUUGGGAGGAUUACCGCCGACACCGAUCCGACCAGGAGAUCAACCACAUGGACUGCUUGGUUUACAGCAGAACCGAGCGUUGUUAUGUGGAACAGUACUGGAAGGAGGUGCGUGUGGGAGACUUCAUCCGUCUGCGCUGUAACGAGAUCGUUCCUGCCGACGUGCUGCUGCUGAGCUCCAGCGAUCCGGACCGGCUGUGUCACAUCGAGACGGCCACGCUGGACGGAGAGACCAACCUGAAGCAGAGGCAGGUGGUGCGCAGCUUCAUAGACCUGGACACUGAGUUCGACCCCAUGAAGUACAACAGUGUUAUCGAGUGUGAGAAGCCCAACAACGACCUGAACCGUUUCCGUGGCUACAUAGUCCAUCGUAAUGGAAGGAGAGAUGGUCUCUACAAAGACAACCUGCUGCUCAGAGGCUGCACCAUUCGCAAUACAGAGGAAGCUGUAGGCAUCGUCAUCUACGCAGGUCAUGAAACUAAAGCCAUGUUAAACAACAACGGGCCGCGAUACAAACGCAGUAAACUGGAGCGGAGGAUGAACGUGGAUGUCUUCUGGUGUGUCAUCAUCCUGCUGGUCAUGUGUCUGUUCUCCGCCAUCGGUCACGGGUUGUGGAUGUAUCAGUACGGUGAGAAGAGGCCAGUGUUUGAUGUUCUGAGUCCUGAGGGAACUGACCUGUCUCCGUUCGUCUCGGCCGUGUAUCUGUUCCUCACCAUGAUCAUCGUCUUCCAGGUGCUGAUCCCCAUCUCGCUCUUUGUCUCCAUCGAGAUCGUGAAGAUCUGUCAGGUUUACUUCAUCCACCAGGACGUGGAUCUGUACGAUGAGGAGACGGACUCUCACCUGCAGUGUCGAGCUCUGAACAUCACAGAGGACCUCGGCCAGAUGCAGUACAUCUUCUCUGAUAAGACCGGAACGCUCACAGAAAAUAAGAUGGUGUUCCGUCGCUGCACCGUGGCUGGCGUCGAAUACUCGCACGACGCUAACGCUCGCAGGCUGGCGAUGAUGUACCAGGACGUGGACUCUGAGGAGGAGGAGUGUGUGUCUCACGGAGGAACGUUACCCAGGAGAGAGAGUGUGUGUAGUCAGCACAGCGGCCGCGUGGUCCUGCGCUCACAGAGCACCAAAUCACACCGACGCACCGGGAGCCGAGCCGAGGCCAAGAGGGCCAGCAUCCUGUCCAAACACACUGCCUUCAGCAGCCCCAUGGAGAAGGACAUCACUCCGGACCCUCAGCUGAUGGACAAGGUGAACGAGUGCGGCGGUCAGAUGGAGUUCAUGCGCUUCCACAGUCAGCCUCUGAACCAGAUUCCUCCUGACCUGUGUGACGUCUUCGACUUCUUCAUCGCUCUCACCAUCUGCAACACGGUGGUGGUGUCCUCACCCAAUCAGCCGCGCCAGAAGGUGCGUCGUUUUGAGCUGAAAUCUCCGGUGAAGACCAUCGAGGACUUUAUCAAGCGCUUCACACCGAGUCGCCUGACCUCAGGGUCCAACAACAGCAGCUCGUCCAGUCUGUCCACCAACCGUUCCUUGUCUCAACGUGCCACCUCCAGCUUUCUGUCCUCUCCGUCGGCCGAGAGCGCGCUGGCUAAGCUGGACGAGGGGCGUCUGCAGCAGGCCUUCAGCCCCGCCCCUCUAGGACACGACCCUGCCAAGGCUUCCUCUCGGGAUGAAGGUGAGCUGCGUUACGAAGCGGAGUCUCCAGACGAAGCGGCUCUGGUGUACGCCGCCCGAGCCUACAACUGCGCUCUGGUGGGCCGACUGGCGGAUCAGGUGACCGUGGAGCUGCCGCAUGUGGGCAAGCUGAGCUUCGAGCUGCUGCACACUCUGGGGUUCGACUCCACACGUAAACGCAUGUCUGUGGUGGUGCGACAUCCGCUGACCGAGCAGAUCACCGUCUACACCAAAGGAGCCGACUCCGUCAUCAUGGAGCUCAUCAGACCACCUGCAAAAGAAGACUCCAAAGGCAAACGUCAGCGCAAAAUUCUGUACAAGACACAGAACUACCUGAACCUGUACGCCGUCGACGGCCUCCGAACCCUCUGCAUCGCCAAGAAGGUCCUCAGUAAAGAAGAGUACGCCUGCUGGCUGCGGCGCCACCUAGAGGCCGAGACGGCCAUCCAGGGCCGAGAGGAGCUGCUGUUCGAUUCUGCGCUACGACUGGAGACCGAUCUGCAUCUCUUAGGGGCAACGGGGAUCGAGGACCGGCUGCAGGACGGCGUACCGGAGACCAUCGCUGCUCUGAGGACGGCCGGGCUGCAGAUCUGGGUUCUGACCGGCGACAAACAGGAAACGGCCAUCAACAUCGCCUACGCCUGCAAACUGCUCGACCCCGAGGAGGAAAUCAUCACGCUCAACGCCGACUCGCAGGAGGCCUGUGCUGUUCUUCUUGAUGAAAGCUUGCACUACAUCCAGGCUAAGUUCCUGUGCAGUUCCUCAUCUGACCCUCAGGCGACUCGUCUUGUCCAGCAGGACUACACCAGCGUUCACUUCCUGUCUCCGAGCUCUGGCUCCACCCCAUCAGGCCCGUUCCUGGUGCACCGGUUGGGUCUGGUGAUUGACGGCCGCACUCUGGCCUACGCUCUGGAUAAGAGUCUGGAGGAUAAGUUCCUGGCUGUGGCUCGGAGCUGCAGGUCUGUCCUGUGCUGUCGCUCCACACCGCUGCAGAAGAGCAUGGUGGUCAAACUGGUGCGCAACAAGCUCAGGGUCAUGACCCUGGCCAUAGGUGACGGGGCUAAUGAUGUCAGUAUGAUCCAGGUGGCAGAUGUUGGUGUGGGCAUCUCGGGGCAGGAAGGCAUGCAGGCGGUGAUGGCCAGUGAUUUCGCUCUUCCUCGUUUUCAGUACCUGCAGAAGCUCCUCCUGGUUCAUGGACACUGGUGCUACUCUCGUCUGGCCAACAUGAUCCUCUACUUCUUCUACAAAAACGCUAUGUUUGUGGCUCUCAUUUUCUGGUAUCAGUUCUACUGCGGCUUCUCCGGCUCGGCCAUGAUCGAUCAGUGGUAUCUGAUCUUCUUCAACCUGAUGUUCUCGGCGUUCCCACAGCUCAUCACCGCCACGCUGGACAAAGACGUUUCCGCGGAGACGUUGCAGGAGCUGCCGCAGCUCUACACGAGCGGACAGAACUCGGAGGAGUAUAAGCCCUACAUGUUCUGGAUGAAUAUGAUCGAUGCCUUCUACCAAAGUCUCAUCUGUUUUUUUAUCCCUUACUUUGCGUACGCUGACUCAGACGUGGAUCUGUUCACGUGGGGCACACCCAUCACCACGCUGGCACUCUUCACCAUCCUGCUGCAGCUUGGCAUCGAAACCAAAACCUGGACCUGGAUGAACUGGGUGUCUAUAGCCUUCAGCGUGGGGCUGUUCUUCACCGUGGCUCUAUGCUACAACUCCUCCUGCGCCACGUGUUACUCCCCCUCCAACCCCUACUGGAGCAUGCAGAGGCUUCUGGGAGAUCCCCUCUUCUAUCUGCUGUGUGUCAUCACACCUAUCACUGCUCUUCUGCCCAGAUAUUUCUACCGAGCGUGUCAGGGUUCCCUGUUCCCCAGCCCGGUGCAGGUGGGCCGUCAGCUGGACAGAUUCCCGCCGGAGCUGCGCAGACAUCUACUGCACCAGAACCAGGCCAAGCUUUUCCCUUUCUGUAGAUCUUUCACCAAAACUCACCAUCAUCAUCAUCAUCCUCACCCUCAUCAUCACCCCUCCCACACCAAGCACAAGCCUACGGCUGCUGAUCCCAGGAGCAUGGAGAUGAAGGACACAUCCCGGAGUUCCAGGAACACAGAGAACCACGUGUUGCAGAACUUGGAGAACUCCCCACACGGAGCUAGCGAGAGCAGCACACUACCGUAUACCAAAGAUCAGUCUCCUCCAGUCACAUCCACGCCGCUGCUGCCUCACACGGAUGGCGUGUGGCUCGUCUCGCCCCCCAGCGGCAGCGCUCCGGGCGUCACAUACAAGAAGAGUUCUAACGUCUUGGAGAACCCGACGCCCGUGCCGCUUCGAGAACACUCGGGAUCGUGAUGCACAGGAUUCCGCUCCAAAUUUGCACGUUUUUCGCAUCUUUUUAAUUCUAUUUUUCAGAAUUAUUUUAUGAGAAUGGGUACUAUUAUAUACAGUCUAUAUUUUAGAUGUGUACAGUGUUUUUCAGAAUAAAGAUUAUUUUUUGUUCUUUUUUGAGAGUAGAGACGAAUACACGCGCAAACUGGAUGAUCUUAUCCGUGUGUUUUUACCAGGAAAAAAUAUUCCCAUAGCUCAUUUCCUCCAGAGACGUUCCUGUCUUUUAUCUUAGCUGUUAUUUAUUUGGACCUGGAGCUUUAACACAAUCACACACACACACACACACACACUCGCCAGCAUGCACACACACUCGCCAGCGUACACACACACACCAACACACACACACUCGCCAGCGCGCGCACACACACCAACACACACACAUUCGCCAGCGCGCACACACACCAACACACACACACACACUCGCCAGCAUACACACACACUCGCCAACGCGCACACACACACACCAACACACACACACUCGCCAGCACAAUGUUAAUUUAACACUUUCAUAUAAAAAGGUUUUUCUGGAAUAAUUCACUCUGUAGGGAAUCUCACAACACACACACACACACACACACUGUCCUGAAUCAUCGAUGCAUGUCCAUUUCCCUCACUGCACUACAAACUGAAAUGUUCAGGAUUACUCUGGAGCUCAGACCUCACCUAUUCCAGAUUUCCAGAAAAUCCUAAAAAUCAUCAUCUAUUGCAAAUGUCACCUUUUUUUUUUUUUUUUUUCGGAUUCUAUUUUUUUGGGAAUAGUCUUCAUACCAAAGAUGCAUCUCAUGAAUAUUCAUGCUGCUCUUAUAUUUCUCUCGUAACAAACAGCCCCUGGUUUGAUCUACACUUACUGUCUUACUGUUUAUUUUUAUUGUGUUAUUAAUAACAGCACCAGAGAGAAAGAGAGAGAGAAUUUAUUCUAAUCAGUAUGCAAAUUUAUUCGUUUAAGGCGUGUCAUGUCAGUGUUUGUUGUUUUUAGGUGUAAAGUUGUCGUACUUUGAUGCGUAAAGCACUAAACGUGAUCAGAAACACCUUCCUGCUCUCGCGCGCUGUUUACAGUUCAUCAUGCUGGAGUUUCUGAAACGCGUUGUCCCGAGUUCAGAUCCGAGUUUGGGCAAAAUCUCAGAAUGAGGUGCUAAAUUUAUCAAUCUGAUGUCAAACUCCUAUAAUCCUGUGUUCAUAAUGCGUUAUAAACAUCUCAUUCAGCAUCCAAUACCUUUUAAAAACAUGUCAAUAGCUAUGGUGACGUUGUUCAGUGUGUCAUAGAGCAUUCAUAAUGCCUCAUAUUUCAUAAUACGUGCUAUAAAGCAUCAGCUUUUAUUAGGAUUAUGUAUGCUACGUAACACCUGCCAGUGUUUUGUCUUAUUGCUAAUAAAUAGUUAGUUAAUGGAUAAUACUUUACAACGCGUUAUAUAUCUUAUAUAAUAUCUUAUAAUCUCUCUAUAAUCACUAAUGUUACAUGCGUAAGACUUUAAAAAGCAUGAGCUAUCAUAGUGUGUUAUAAGGUAUUAUAUAUGCUUGAUAAUGCAUGGUGGAAUAUUGUAUUAAAGUUGCAUGCAUAACACUUCAUAAAGCAUGAGAAUGUGGCCUUACAUAACCUUAGCCUCACCUUACAUAAGAUUGUUAUUACAUCUAGACACUAAAACAGCACCUGUAUUAUAAUGCAUUAUAGCUCGGUCAGAUUUUACAGUGUUUAUAUAAUGUGUUACGGAUGUCACUAUAACACUUAUUACAGGUGUUAUAACAUGAUCUGUGCUUUAUAAUGCAUUACAACACAUUUUAUCAUGUGUUUUGUCACCUGACAUAAUGAAAUUAUUAGCGCAGCAUUGUGCAUGUGUCUAUAACAGGCUUACGUCAGGCUUCAUAACACAUUGUCUGUGCUUUAUUAAUGCUUCAUCUAGAAACUAUACCAGCGCUUGUGUUAUAAUGCAUUACAACUUGAACAGGUCAUUAUGAAGUCUUUUUCUGAAGUAUUAUGUCUCGAUAGCUAUACCAGGUUUAUGUCAGGCUUUAUGAUAGGUCAUGUAAGCUAUAUAAUGAAUUAUUAUACCUUGAAUCAAUAACAGAGCUUGUGUUAUAAUGCAUUACAACAUGAACAGAUAUUGUUUUAUGUCACCUGAAGUUGUUACCUAAAGUAUUACACAUGUCUACCCUUUAUAAUGCAUUAUUACACUUUGAAACGAUACUAGAGCUUGUGUCAUAAUGCGUUACGAAGGAACAGGUAUUAUGAAGUUUUACGUAUGUGUUAUGCGUGUACUCCAGGCUUAUGUCGUCGUAUUAGUCUGGAGAUUGUACCAAAGCUUGUUAUAAAGCAUCACGGCGUACACAGAUACGUGUUAUGUCACCUGACAUUAUGAGAUUGUUUUCUGAAGUGUUAUACAUGUAUUAUAUAGCUAUAACAGCCUUAUGUCAGGCUUCAUUUAGAAAGCAGAGUGUUAUAAUGCAUUAUGAUCAUGAAGAGAUGUUAUAAGGUGUUAUGUAACCUGACUUUUCCUAACGUGUGUGUCACUAGCUAUUCCAGGCUUACAGCAGGCAUCAUAACACAUCGUUCAUGCAUUUUAACGAAUUAUGAACACAGGAAAUAUUCAUAUUGUUGUGAAAGACUUCUGCUGGGUUUUUUUUUUUGUUUUGUUCACCAGCAUCACGUCCAGGUGUUUUGUUUGUUUGUUUGUUUGUUUGUUUGUUUGUUUGUUUAAGACAUUUCUCUGAUUCUCAGAGCUGUAGAGUUUUGUAACACAGGAUUCAGGAGGUUUUGUGGUCAAACUCUGAGUUUAUCUGUGCUUUCAAUCCCCAAAUUCUCAGUUUCAUCACUUUUUUCUUUUACAGCGCUUUAUUUUACAGGAACAUGAUCUAGAAUUGAAUAAAUAAAUAAUUGUUGUGUAGUAAUAAUAGUCAUGUCUAAAUGAUGAGUGUGCGAAGUUAUAACGAAUAAUUAGAUUAAUAUGUAGUGAUAUUUUGCGUAAGCUUGAAACGGAGCAAAUAGCAGCAUCAAAAAUUUAUUCAAAAUGAUUCAAAGAGCCACGUUUUUAUUGCCGUAAAAAUGGUUUGUUUAUUUGUGGUAACUCGUGUAUUUUUCACCUUAGUUACUACGUAAAGACGCACAGAAAUAAAUAAAUCAUGUGUAAAUACUGCGUUGUUGUGUAAUAAACUCAGAGUCAUCGUUACGUUUUAAAAUCCGAUCUUUAGAUUAUUUAGGAGAAAUGCCUGGUCAUUAUUCCUCAGACCUCCGUAUUAAACUCUACUGUAAAAUAAAGUGCUAAAAAAUUGUCGUUUUUUUCCCUCCCACACACACAAUGUUGGUGUUUUUUGGGAAGUCACCACAUUCUCAGCGUGGAUUUGCACUGUGUUUUAAACAUGCGGUAAAUAACGGAGGAGGUUCUAAAGAGUCCCCGGUUCUAAAGAGUCACUAAGUGCCUUUGUCUUUCAGCGCGCUCAGGAUCAGGAAGCAGAAAGCUUUUAUUUUUUAAUUUCUUUCUCGAAUCAAUACUCUAUUUUUGUACAGGGCAGAAUAUCCAAAGCAUUGGGAAAUGGACCAGACUGUGUGUGUGUGUGUCCUGAAGUGGCCUGUGGUGUGGUAAAAAUACACUCGGGAGUGGCUUCAUAUUUGAUUUUUUUUGCCAAAUGCCUUUACACUGGAGACGACACUAUUUUUAGAGAACAAUGCCUUACUGCAGAUGUUAUAUACAGUUUAUAAGACGUUAGUUUAUCCAAAGUUUAAUAAAGAAAUCUUUUUCAAAAACA